Molecule: messenger RNA, 477 nt
Organism: Wickerhamiella sorbophila
Lineage: Eukaryota; Fungi; Ascomycota; Dipodascomycetes; Dipodascales; Trichomonascaceae
Product: Transcription initiation factor TFIID subunit 11
Exons: 1
Coding region: 1-477 (158 amino acids)
Biological process (GO): transcription initiation at RNA polymerase II promoter; RNA polymerase II preinitiation complex assembly
Cellular component (GO): transcription factor TFIID complex; nucleus
Molecular function (GO): transcription coactivator activity; protein heterodimerization activity
Source: RefSeq, a predicted model, not a curated record
AUGUCAAAAAAGGGAGAUCUGGGUGCCGACCACCGAGAGGAGGAAGAAGAAGAAGAGGAGGAGGACCUCAUCAAUCAUAUUGUUGGGGGCGCUUCUAGCGAUACGCAAGAUAUGGAACGUGAGCGAAUGAAGCUACUGCUGGCGAAUUUCGACGAGGACCAAAUGGCCAGAUACGAAGCGUUUCGUCGAGCAAACAUCAAUCGAAACGCCGUCAAGAAGCUGGCGAAUGCGAUUUUGAACCAGUCCAUUAGUGCAAAUGUGUCGGUGGCCCUGUCUGGUAUGUCCAAGGUUCUUGUUGGUGAUAUUGUCGAGCGCGCUCGGGAUGUGCAAGCGCGAUAUGAGAACAUUGAGGGCGUAGAGCCUGGCCCUUUACGGCCCGAAUAUCUAAGAGUGGCAUGGCGAGAAUACAAAAGAGACACGGGGUCUGUUCCCGGGUUCCGUUGGUCACGGGUGGGUGAUAUGGACCGCUUGUUUUAA